AUGUAUAAUAUGCUGGCGACUACCUACUUAGCUACUUCACCGACGAGAGCUGGGAAACCCCCUCACCCAAUCAGACGAGAGCUGGGAAACCCCCUCACCCAAUCAGACGAGAGCUGGGAAACACCCUCACCCAAUCAGACGAGAACUGGGAAACUCCCUCACCCAAUCAGACGAGAGCUGGGAAACUCCCUCACCCAAUCAGACGAGAGCUGGGAAACCCCUUCGCCCAAUCAGACGAAAGCUGGGAAACUCCCUCUCCAAAUCAGACGAGAGCUGGGAAACUCCCUCACCCAAUCAGACGAGAACUGGGAAACCCCCUCACCCAAUCAGACGAGAGCUGGGAAACCCCCUCACCCAAUUAGACGAGAGCUGGGAAACUCCCUCACCCAAUCAGACGAGAGCUGGGAAACCCCCUCACCCAAUCAGACGAGAGCUGGGAAACUUCCUCACCCAAUCAGACGAGAGCUGGGAAACUCCCUCUCCAAAUCAGACGAGAGCUUGGAAACUCCCUCUCCAAAUCAGACGAGAGCUGGGAAACUCCCUCACCCAAUCAGACGAGAGCUGGGAAACUCCCUCACCAAAUCAGACGAGAGCUGGGAAACUCCCUCACCCAAUCAGACGAGAGCUGGGAAACUCCCUCACCCAAUCAGACGAGAACUGGGAAACUCCCUCACCCAAUCAGACGAGAGCUGGGAAACACCCUCACCCAAUCAGACGAGAGCUGAAAAACUCCCUCUCCAAAUCAGACGAGAGCUAGGAAACUCCCUCACCCAAUCAGACGAGAGCUGGGAAACUCCCUCACCCAAUCAGACGAGAGCUGGGAAACUCCCUCUCCAAAUCAGACGAGAGCUGGGAAACCCCCUCACCCAAUCAGACGAGAGCUGGGACACCCCCUCACCCAAUCAGACGAGAGCUGGGAAACUCCCUCACCCAAUCAGACGAGAGCUGGGAAACUCCCUCACCCAAUCAGACGAGAACUGGGAAACCCCCUCACCCAAUCAGACGAGAGCUGGGAAACUCCCUCACCCAAUCAGACGAGAGCUGGGAAACCCCUUCGCCCAAUCAGACGAGAGCUGGGAAACUCCCUCACCCAAUCAGACGAGAGCUGGGAAACUCCCUCACCCAAUCAGACGAGAGCUGGGAAACUCCCUCACCCAAUCAGACGAGAGCUGGGAAACCCCCUCACCCAAUCAGACGAGAGCUGGGAAACUCCCUCACCCAAUCAGACGAGAGCUGGGAAACCCCUUCGCCCAAUCAGACGAGAGCUGGGAAACUCCCUCACCCAAUCAGACGAGAGCUGGGAAACUCCCUCACCCAAUCAGACGAGAGCUGUGA
Bolinopsis microptera is the source of this 1335-nucleotide messenger RNA. Its product is annotated as serine/arginine repetitive matrix protein 1-like. The record is from RefSeq and is a predicted model, not a curated record. The transcript has 2 exons. NCBI's taxonomy places the organism in Eukaryota, Metazoa, Ctenophora, Tentaculata, Lobata, Bolinopsidae. The coding region runs from base 1 to 1335 and encodes 444 amino acids.